UCCUCCUCCUAGUCCUCCCUCCCCGUUUUGGUAACCCCUCCCCAACCCCAAGUCUGAAAAAUCCUCCCCCCUACAGCUACUACUCGAACUUCCCUAUACCAUUCCUAUUUCUCCCUAUCGAUCGAUCUCUUUUGUUAAUGUUAAUUCUUGGCUUGGCGAUGAGAAUGUAGAAGGAGGAGGAGAAGGAGAAGAAGAAGAAGGAGAAGAAGAGGGAGGAGGAGAAGGAGACGACGACGAAGUACACUACUUGCACCUGCUACCUUCGUCCGGAAUGGCGGCGGCGACGCGCUUCGUAGCCGCGGUGGCGACGCUCCUCGCGCUCUUCGCCUGCGCCUCCGCGCUCCCCCGAGAAGCUGCGGCGCUCGUGGCGCUUAAGGCCUCCUUCAGCGACGCCGCCAACGCGCUUCUCGAUUGGAACCCUAGCGGCGUCGGCGUCGGCGGCGGCGACGGAGAUCACUGCGGGUGGAGAGGCGUCGUGUGCGACAACCUCACCUCCGCCGUCGUUUCAUUGAACCUGUCGAACCUCAACCUGGGAGGGGAGAUCUCGCCGGCCGUUGGGAACUUGAAGAGUUUGAUUUCUGUAGACUUGAAGGGGAAUAGGCUAACAGGGCAGAUCCCGGAUGAGAUUGGGGAUUGUGUUCCUCUGAAAUACUUGGAUUUAUCUGGGAAUGCGCUCUACGGGGACAUACCCUUCUCCAUUUCCAAGCUAAAGAACCUUGAGGAACUGAUACUGAAGAACAACCAGCUCACCGGUCCCAUCCCUUCGACGCUAUCCCAGAUUCCCAACCUCAAGACCUUGGAUUUGGCUCAAAACCUGCUUUCCGGGGACAUUCCGCAGCUCAUCUACUGGAAUGAAGUGCUUCAGUAUUUAGGCUUAAGAGGCAACUCACUCACCGGGACUUUGUCGCCCGACAUGUGCCAGAUGACCGGCCUUUGGUACUUUGAUGUCAGGGGAAAUAACCUCACAGGCACUAUUCCGGAGAGCAUAGGCAACUGUACCAGCUUUGAGAUCUUGGACAUAUCAUACAACCAAAUUACAGGGGAAAUUCCUUAUAAUAUCGGCUUCUUGCAAGUUGCUACCUUGUCGCUUCAAGGGAAUAGACUAACUGGGAAAAUUCCAGAAGUGAUUGGCCUCAUGCAAGCUCUUGCAGUUCUGGAUCUGAGUGAAAAUGAAUUGAUUGGGGUCAUUCCACCAAUACUAGGCAAUCUAUCUUACACCGGCAAAUUGUACUUGCAUGGUAACAAGCUUACUGGGCCAAUCCCUCCGGAGUUGGGGAACAUGACAAAACUAAGCUAUCUGCAGUUGAACGACAACCAACUAGUGGCUACUAUUCCUGCCGAGCUAGGAAAACUUCAAGAUCUCUUUGAAUUGAAUCUUGCGAACAACAACUUUGAGGGUCCCAUUCCUUCAAAUAUCAGCUCUUGCACCGCACUCAAUAAAUUCAAUGUGCAUGGAAAUUGUUUGAACGGUUCUAUUCCUCUGGGGUUUGAGAAUUUAGAGAGUUUAACUUAUCUGAACCUAUCUUCCAACAGUUUUAAUGGCAAAAUUCCCCUCGAGUUAGGUCGAAUUGUCAACCUUGAUACACUGGACCUCUCUGACAAUGAGUUUUCCGGGCCAGUUCCUGAUUCUGUUGGAGAUCUUGAGCACCUUCUUGAGCUGAACUUGAGUAGGAAUGAUCUCAGUGGGCCGGUGCCUGCUGAAUUUGGGAACCUAAGAAGUGUUCAAGUCAUUGAUCUAUCAUACAACAACCUAUCUGGUAAAAUCCCUGGAGAAUUGGGGCAGCUGCAGAACAUUGAAACCUUGAUUCUGAACAACAACAACUUGUAUGGAGAUAUACCUGCUCAGUUAACCAACUGCUUUAGCUUAACUUCAUUGAACCUCUCUUUCAACAACUUUUCUGGACAUAUCCCAUUGUCGAAGAACUUUUCAAGGUUUCCUCCAGAAAGCUUCUUGGGCAAUCCAAUGCUCUAUGGUUGCUUUUCACAAUCUUGUGGACACUCCAUCCGGACAUCAAGAGUUGCCAUUUCUCGAACUGCAGUUGUCUGCAUAUUUUUAGGCUGUAUCACUUUACUCUCAAUGACUAUGGUGGCAAUAUACAGAUCCAAUCAACCAACGCCCUUUGUUAAAGGAUCAAACAGAGCCUUUCAUGGACCUCCAAAGCUGGUAGCCCUACAAAUGGACAUGGCGAUUCAUACAUAUGAAGAUAUCAUGAGGCUGACAGAGAACUUGAGCGAGAAAUACAUCAUCGGCUAUGGUGCCUCAAGUACGGUUUACAAAUGUGUGCUUAAAAAUGGCAAGGCUAUAGCAAUUAAACGGCUUUACAGUCAAUACCGUCAUAACAUUCGCGAGUUCGAGACUGAACUGGAAACUGUUGGUAGCAUCAGGCACCGAAACCUCGUUAGUUUGCAUGGCUACUCACUGUCUCCUCAUGGGAACCUCCUCUUCUAUGAUUACAUGGAAAACGGUUCCUUGUGGGAUCUCCUUCAUGGCCCAUCAAAGAAAGUAAAGCUUGAUUGGGACACGCGGCUAAAGAUUGCUGUGGGGGCUGCACAAGGGCUAGCUUAUCUCCACCACGACUGUGACCCCCGCAUCAUUCACCGGGAUGUGAAGUCCUCUAACAUUCUUCUCGAUGAGAAUUUUGAAGCUCACCUCUCGGAUUUUGGUACGGCUAAAUGCGUACCAUCUGCCAAAACCCAUGCAUCAACUUAUGUUCUUGGGACUAUCGGUUAUAUUGAUCCGGAGUACGCACGAACGUCAAGGAUCAAUGAGAAGUCAGAUGUCUAUAGUUUCGGCAUUGUUCUUCUGGAGCUGCUCACAGGAAAGAAGGCUGUGGAUAAUGAAUCCAAUCUGCAUCAAUUGAUCCUCUCAAAAGCGGACGACAACACGGUGAUGGAAGCGGUGGACUCAGAAGUGUCGGUUACGUGCGUGGAUAUGGGUCUCGUGAGGAAGGCAUUCCAGCUGGCACUGCUGUCCACUAAGAGGCACCCGUCGGACAGGCCGACCAUGCAUGAGGUGGCGCGGGUGCUGCUCUCUCUACUGCCUACUGCUGCUUCGAGCUUGUCCAAGCCUUCUUGCUUAAUGCCUCCUGCUAAAGCAGUUGUGGAUUACUCGAAAUUCGUGGGGAACCAUCGAGGAGAUGCCAAUGAUGAUGAUAGUUCGUCUGACCGGCAGUGGUUUGUGCGGUUUGGAGAAGUCAUAUCUAAGAGCACCAUUUGAAGAUGGAAGGAUUUGGAUUAAUUAGAUAACAAGUCUUUUAAGGAUUGAAUUAAUGACCCAAUUUUGCUGAUGAUUAUGAUGAUGGUGUGUUGUAACUUUCGAAAUAUGCAUACUUGUAGAAUUAGGUUUAGUUUAUGAAUGUAGGUUGGUGAUCUAAUUUCGCAAGGAUAGUGCUUGAGAAUCUGAAAAUGAGAAAGAAAAGCAAUCUUCUUUUUCUUUUUUCUUU
Molecule: messenger RNA, 3443 nt
Organism: Ananas comosus (pineapple)
Lineage: Eukaryota; Viridiplantae; Streptophyta; Magnoliopsida; Poales; Bromeliaceae
Product: LRR receptor-like serine/threonine-protein kinase ERL1
Exons: 27
Coding region: 272-3217 (981 amino acids)
Biological process (GO): protein phosphorylation
Molecular function (GO): ATP binding; protein kinase activity; protein binding
Source: RefSeq, a predicted model, not a curated record